UUCGGACCCGAGGCGGCGCGGAAUCUGCCCGUGGCCGGGUGGUUGUAGGUGCUGUGGCCGCGUGGCCCGAGGGAGCCGGAAUCUGGGGACCGUGGAGGGCGUGGCCCGGCCGGAGGGGAAGGCGCUGGAUCCCCCAGACCCCUGUGUGUCCAGCCGCCAUCCGUGGGCCUCAGGUUUCCCACACAGAAAGAGGGAAGAGAUUGGGCACCCCGGCCUGAGGGUACUUUUUGAGCCCAGAAUCUUCUCUCUUCUGCAGCUCCUGGACGGACUGGUGUUGCCCCCAUGGACACCUCCUCUGGCCCGUGGAAUCCAGCCCCAGCUUCCAUCAGCAGCCCUUCCCUGCGGCUCCCCAUCCCCGCUAUCGUCUUCAUCGCUGUGGGCAUCUAUUUGUUGCUGCUGGGCCUAGUGCUGCUGACCAGGCACUGCCUGCUGGCCCAGGGCUGCUGCACAGACUGCAGCUCUCCUUGCAGGAACCGUGGUGCCUCAGAGACCCAAGACUGUUGCUGGAGCUGUGCAGAAGCCUGCGACUUCCCCCUGCCCAGUCCAGCCCACUACUUGGAUGCCUGUUGUCCUCAUCCCAGCGGAGUUGGUUGGGCCCCUCGCUGCCCUCGCUGCUGCCCGUUGUGUGACUGUGCCUGUGCCUGCCAGCUCCCAGACUGCCAGAGCCUCAACUGCCUCUGUUUUGAGAUCAAGCUCAGAUGAAAGAUGGGGCUAGGGGGCUUGUUCUCUGGGGAGUGGCCAGCCCCCAGGGCCCCCUCUGCAAUGGCCCUCAGGACACCACUACCAGGCCACUGGAAUUACGGGUGGCAGGCUCAGCCUAACCUGGAAACUUUAACUAGAGGGCCCGGCUCCCUGCAGGGCAGGAUUCUGAGAGCCUUUGGACAGCUGAAAGGGGGCUGGUGUUCUGGCCAGUGCCCCUGCCUCUCCCUCCCCUGAUA
Molecule: messenger RNA, 938 nt
Organism: Acomys russatus (golden spiny mouse)
Lineage: Eukaryota; Metazoa; Chordata; Mammalia; Rodentia; Muridae
Exons: 4
Coding region: 283-702 (139 amino acids)
Source: RefSeq, a predicted model, not a curated record